Molecule: messenger RNA, 3513 nt
Organism: Malaya genurostris
Lineage: Eukaryota; Metazoa; Arthropoda; Insecta; Diptera; Culicidae
Exons: 2
Coding region: 122-3388 (1088 amino acids)
Biological process (GO): replication fork processing; double-strand break repair via homologous recombination
Cellular component (GO): nuclear replication fork
Source: RefSeq, a predicted model, not a curated record
CAAUAGGACCAUUUCUAAUGUUUGUUUUAAUUUCUGCCGGUUCCCGCGUAAUCUGUUUUGUUAUUAUUUUGAAAGUACUACGUUAUUUUUUUAAAAAUGUUGUUUUAGUCGUUUAUUCGUGAUGUUACAGUGUAACAGAACAUCUGCCUUAAUUUCUCGUUUUGUGAAACAGGAUAUUAUUGAUUUUAUACAAGUGGACAGAUAUAUAGAGAAUUGUUCUCAGUCUAUAUCGAUAGAUGAAGAUGCCCCAGGCCGGUUGUUCGGAAUUGAGUUCUAUUAUUUGGAUGAUGACUUGUUGCAGUGUUUGAUAUUGGCAGCAAGAGAUGGAGUUGGAAAACUGGCCUUGGAAGAAGUUCGUCGAGAUCUUGGCGAUACGGAAUGUAGCAAAAUGCGGACUGAGAUAAACCACAUGUUUCGCUUAAUUCUAGGGCAGUUCGACCAGUUUCGUAAUGUACACGUUCUUGAUGAAAUAUCCAUUAUCGACGAUUGUCUACCGGAUUUGGUUGAGGUGGCUGAAGACACAGGAUCAUACACAGCAGCGAAUAUGAGUUCGGUAGCGUACGAAUAUUUUCAUGCUGUUUUAGAAUGGCGAUGGUUUGGAUUGGUGCUGAAUUUUGCAAUUCAAAACAAUACUAUGAACAAUUCAGCGUUCUGUACGUUAUACCAGCGAUUGCUAGAGAGUCUUGUUCGGUUAGCACUUUUCAAAUACAACAAAAUUGGAAAGAAUAAUUUGCCAUAUGAAACUCAAUUUUUUUGUCCUUGUAUACAGAAAAUAUGGAUUGGAUUGAUGGCGUUUUCUGCGAAUAAGGGCAUUGACGUGGACUUUUGGAAUUGUUUGCAAAAGGCUCUUGAGAAAAUAGAGAUAGAAGUACAAGAUACUGGCAAACGAUCAAUGAGAGCAGUUUUGGCUGGAGCUAAUGAUUGUCUGUUUCAAACGUGGCUCAUGAACGGAAUUAUAUCGUUAUAUCAAUUCAAAAUAAUGGAUCCCAAUUCACUCAUGGAAUCUCCCGUGAUAACGUUAGAUGCAGAUCUGAUGCUAUUGAAUCGAGCUAGUAAAAAUGCUGUUUCAGGUGAAAAAUCUGAAGAGCAAAUGCGAAUAUUUUUACUCCUACUCAAACCGAUAUAUACUGAAUGGCUGUCAAUCAGGCAUGAUUACCUUGUUCUUCUGUGGGAGUACUUUAGUAAAAGAUUGAGUUCGCCAUUUCAAUUAGCGUCUGAGUCACUGAGCAAUUUAGCAUGCGUCAAUCGUACUCUAAAUGGGUUUAUGGAGCAAGCACGAAAUCGUGCAGGAGUAGAAUCGUUUAAAAAGCUCAACGUUAAAGAUUCCAGUUUCAAAUGUUAUCUGUCGCUUAUUGGCUAUGUAUUGCGACAAUAUUCUGACACUGGUCAGAAAACUAAAGUAUUAAUACUUUUUAACCGAACAAUAUUGAAAAUCACUCCACAAAAACUAGAAACAAUGAAUGAACAAUCGAUCUAUAAUUUUUCCCUCUUGAUGUUCACCAUGAUUGAGGCAACUAGUUUUCAGGACGACUACUCGAGGCUUUCAAAACAGUUACUUCAUUUCAAAUUGGAUCAACUGACACCUACAUCGACAGUAGAAAGCUCAGUCCAGCGCAUCACUAUUAUUACACUGGUUAACAUGGCCUUGAUUCUCAUCUUCAAUGAACGGGACUACGAUAAAACUAACCAUCUACAUCAAUUUCUAGACAGUUUAGAAAAAGCACGUCAAAAGUUCGGAGAAAGACUGCAGCCAACAUUGCAGGUCCUAGCGGAAGGAAUGUGUGCUGCACUCGGUAGGGCGAUAUCCAAAAGGUGUUUUGAGGAAGCAGAUUCAGCUUUUUUUGGCGAUUGGUUAGAGAAGUAUCUGAAAGGAUGCUCCGAAUGUGAACGCGAAGGUGUUCUUGAAACAAUUUGUGGAAUCUUCGACUGUCUGCGUCAAAACUCCAAAAACAGCAUGAUCAUUUUGCAGCCAUUAUAUACGAUUGUAUUGCCAUUCAUCAAAGAUAUUUUCAGUAAUGAUACUGGGAAUUCGAGGUUUGUCGCAGAAUUGUCCGCACAUUUCACGAAUUAUUCAACCGGUCAACCGUAUGCUCCACCAUUUUUGGCAUUGUUUAGUUUUUUCACCGACAACCCCACAGCAAACAUACACCUUCGAUUACAGUAUAUCAAACUGAUGGUCAAUAGCGACCGAUUAAAUGAAAUCGAUGAAAAACUCAUUAUUCGUAGUUGGUUAAAAUUCGCACUCUUGUAUAGCCACGAACAGCUAGGAGAUCUUUCUCGAGUGGUGUGUCGUAUGCGAGAGUUUAAUGCUCUAUGCGAAAUUCCAGAGUACGAUUUAUGCAAUGGAGAUGAAGAGCCAAUCGGUUUAUUUUUUAAAUCUGUAGGUAAAAAGUACAAACAAUACGAAGGAAAGGACAGUCGAGCGCAAUACGAAUUGACUAUUAAAGUGCAUGCGUUGUUCCAACACUUCGAUAAAUGGAUUUUAAAUCCAGGUGUAGUUGUACUAAGAAGAAUAAUGACAAUUCUGGCAUUAGCAUUGAAAGAGUGUGGUGCAGUCAUCUAUAUCAAGAGCAAUUCAACGUGUUUGUACCACGUUGCUUUUAAUCAAUAUUUUCUACCAAUCAGUGUAUUGACCGAUAGAAACGUUCCGAACGAUGCAAUCCUAUCUAUGGGCAAAGUUUGGAGUCGGAUUAUGGAUGCAAUGGGUCUAAUGAAUUACACGACCGAUCCGGUAAUAAGUGAUCACGUUACGAACAUGAUGGUUAAAUGGGCACCGCAGUUUCUAAAAUUCAAAGAUAAAAACGACGCAGCAAGACCUUUCGUGAACUUUUUUUCGUCGCAAAAUGAAUCACUAGUUACAUUCGCGUUCAACAGAUAUUUAUAUGCUUACGUUGAAUUGCAAGGAACUACUCCCAAAGCUGGAUCUGAACACGGCAUGAAAAUUCUUUUAUAUCUAUUGGACACGCUUUGUAGCUCACAGGAUAACAGCAAAAUUGCACUAUUCAUACGAUUGGCGGCCUCCUCGAUUUUGGACCAUGCCAUGUUGGCCAACGAAGCGUUUCCCAGCAAAACGGUUGCUAACGAAUUAGUUCAAAAAUUGCUCCAAUGCACCCGCAACAACUCUAACCUAAUCAAGAUGGAACUCAAGUUAUGCCUGUCAACAUUUACCAAGAAAAAUCUGUCAAUGGAAUCAGCUAUCUAUUUUCGUUUUUUAUACAAAUUGGCAGACCGAGAACCUGAGUUUAUUAAAUCAACGAUUUCAACAAUCCAAAUGGAAUUGACUGAAACUGAACGACUUCGUGGUGGAGGAGAAGAUAAACACCUCAGGCGACUACUGAUGCAACUUGAAGGAGCUGUAGAAGCAAGUUUGAAAAAACAUGUAAAUUAGGAACCCAAUAAAAAUGUUUGUUUUAUAAAUUACACGUUUUUAAUCAGGUUAAAACAUUCGACUGAUGCUUCCUAUUUUUAAUUUAUAAUACAUUUGUCUCAUUUUUUUUAAAUAAAAUUGUUUAU